Molecule: messenger RNA, 11314 nt
Organism: Podarcis lilfordi (Lilford's wall lizard)
Lineage: Eukaryota; Metazoa; Chordata; Lepidosauria; Squamata; Lacertidae
Source: the annotation of a GenBank genome assembly
GCUGAGGGGACGCCAAGAGGCGAGGGAAGUGUUUAGGCGGCGCCGGCGCCAAGAUGGCGUACCAGACCUUCCGCCAGGAAUACCUGCAGGUGCCUCCCGUCACCCGGGCCUACACCACCGCCUGCGUCCUCACCACCGCCGCCGUGGUGAGUAAGGGGAGGAGGGAGGGAGGCUUCGGCCUACCCGCCGGGCCCCUGUCUUCGGAGGGGGCGGGGCGAAGGGCCGAGGCUCAUUAACAUAGCCCCGCCCCCGCCCCGCCCCCAGCAUGAGGUCGCCCAGGCUGGACUGCCUGCAAGCUCCCUUCCUCUCUCUUGGUGCCAGUCCAUGAGCUUAAUCAAUGGCCUGCUUUAAGCUGCUAAUUAAGCCCACAGUUCAUCCCGCUCUUCCUUCUUCUAGAAAUUCAUAAUACCCUUUUUAAUAUCCUCCCAGCCGCCCUGCGAGGUAGGCCAGCUCAUUGAAAGAGAGAAACCUAGGAAGCUGCCUAAUAAUAAUAAUAAUAAUACAAUUUUAUUUAUAUUCCGCCCUCCCCAGCCGAAGCCAGGCUCAGAGCGGCUAACAACAGUGAAGUAAUACAGCAUUCUAAAAUCAAUUCAUUCUAAAAUCAGUUCAAAAUCAAAUUAAUGGCAACCAUUGGGCUAGAGUUCUGUGAGGAUUGCCAAAGGAGGGGGUCAGACUGUGCCUUGGCCAAAGGCCUGGUGGAACAGCUCUGUCUUGCAGGCCCUGCGGAAAGAUGUCAAGUCCCGCAGGGCCCUAGUCUCUUGUGACAGAGCGUUCCACCAGAUUGGAGCCACAGCCGAAAAAGCCCUGGCUCUAGUUGAGGCCAGCCUAACCUCUCUGUGGCCUGGGACCUUCAGGAUGUUUUUGUUUGAAGACCGUAAGUUCCUCUGUGGGACAUACCAGGAGAGGCGGUCCCGUAGGUACGAGGGUCCUAGGCCGUAUAGGGCUUUAAAGAUUAAAACCAGCACCUUAAACCUGAUCCUGUACUCCACCGGGAGCCAGUGCAGCUGGUAUAGCACCGGGUGAAUGUGAUCUCGCAGCGAGGACCCCGUAAGGAGUCUCGCCGCGGCAUUCUGCACCCAGUGGAGUUUCUGGGUCAGUCUCAAGUGCAGCCCCACGUAGAGCGAGUUACAAUAAUCCAGUCUGGAGGUGACCAUUAGAGUGGUACCUCGGGUUAAGUACUUAAUUCGUUCUGGAGGUCUGUACUUAACCUGAAUCUGUUCUUAACCUGAAGCACCACUUUAUCUAAUGGGGCCUCCUGCUGCCGCCGCGCCGCCGGAGCACGAUUUCUGUUCUCAUCCUGAAGCAAAGUUCUUAACCUGAAGCACUAUUUCUGGGUUAGCAGAGUCUGUAACCUGAAGCGUAUGUAACCUGAAGCGUAUGUAACCUGAAGCGUAUGUAACCUGAGGUACCACUGUAUACUGAGUCGGACUAUGGUCCGUCUAGAUCAGCACUGGCUACACUGGCUGGCAGUGGCACUCCCAACGUUUCAGACCCCAACCUUACUUGGAGAUGCCAUCAGGCGCUGGACCUGGUCUCCUUCCCUUGCAAGGUGGGCACUCUAUCACUGAGUUAUGACCCUUCUCCAAAGACUAGCUUUUUCAUUUACGAUCGAGGUGAGAGAACUGUGGCCCUCCGUCAGAUGUUGGAGCAUGGCCAGGGGUUGGGUAUGGUGGGAGUCCCAAUGAGCCGCUGGCUAAUGCCCUGCAAGCCUAUGCUGUUGGGAUUACGGGUUCAAGAUCCACCCACGCUCCUGUAGUAGUGGUACAGCAUCUGCUUUGCCUGCACGGUGGGUGGCAUCUCCAGGAAAGGCUAGGAAAGACUCCUGCCUGAGAUCAUGGAGAGCUGCUGCCAGUCAGAUGACUAAGUUCUUCAGCGACAAAACGUCGGAUUACCGGAACGACGUCUGAGCACUGAACCACUGGUAUAUCACAAGUGGACGCUUUUUUACUGUGUUUGCAAGUGUUUAAGAAAAAAAAUAUUUUGGAAGGAAAAUAUAUGAGCACUGAACCACUGAUAUAUUACAAUUGAACUUUUUAUUUACUGCAUUUGCUAUUGUUUAAGAUAAAACCUCUUUAGGAAAUAAACUACUUUUGCCCUUUUUAUAGACAUUUACUGUUUGUUUACAGAUAGUUGCCUUGGUGAUAUUAUCUUGUGCUGUUUGCAGUAGUCAUCGUAUCACCACCCUGCUUAUUGGUUUAUUGCCAGUUGGCAAUACUAAGCUGGUUAGACCAGUGGCUUGAUUCAGGAUAAGGCAGCUUUCUGUGUCCCCUCCAUCUCUAGGAGCUAGCCUAGUGUAGUGGUUAGGCUUUUGGACAAACAAUAGGAAGCAACUGGGUCCACUGCCCACGAAGCUUUCACUGGGGUGACCUCAAUGCAACUUCAACUUUCACCCUAACCUACCUUCAGGAAUGUUGUGGAAGUUAAAGUUGGCUCAGAAGAACUGUGUACACUGUCUUGAGCUCCUAAGGUAGUUGGGUAGGAGGAAAAUUUAGUGAACCUGAACUUGGGGCCACCUGUAAUCAAAGCACAGGCUCUGUGCUUGAGCUCAACAGUAUUUUCCAAAACCAGAAGAUCAUUGAGAAUUAGCUGCUCCAGUUAGCAGAGGCUCUCAGUGGCCUUUUUCUGGUUCUGCUGUCUUGAGAAUCUUUAAUUGGCUAUGCCAGCAAUUGUUCCUUUGACAUGUGCUCUACCAAUGAAGUACUCCACCCCUUCCAGCAUAUGAGCCUUUCAUUUUUCUAUUUGUUUGGUACUCCCAUUUACCAGUGGCGCCUGGAGUGACACCCAUAGCUAUGAUUAAUAAAGUCCAAUAUUGCCCAAACUGUGGUUAACCCAAACUCUUCUUUGCAAAAGUACCUGGGUUUCUUUUUUUGUUCCUUUUUUGGUAUAUUUUUAUUUACUUUCAAGAAUAAUAUCUAGGCACAGAAUAAUAAAAAUGUCCGCAACGGUACAGGUGUUUGUAAUUUUUAAGUCAGUAACAGCUUUUGCAAAUGUUGGUGAAUUCAAUACAUGAAGUAACAAUAUAACAAAUAACUAUUACACACCCUCUCCCAUAAAAUUGGGACGCUGGCCUGAAUCAACAUGCUCUUCUUAGGUUAAGUGGAAAGAUCUGAGAAUUGGAAUACAAGGCAGAGUUGAUUGACAUACUAGCUCAGCCUUCACAAAACUGGUGACCUCCAAAUGUUUGGAGGGCAGUUCCCAUCAGGCCCAGCCAGCAUGGCUAUAGAUGGUGAGUUGUAGUUCAAUAAUGUCUGAGGGACCCAAGUUGGCAAAAGCUGUAUUGGCACCCGGUGGUUUCAUUUGUAAGUUACCUCACUGAAAUAAUUCUAAGCUCUUUUGCAUUCUCCUUUGUUUCAGCAAUUAGAAUUAAUCACGCCGUUUCAGCUGUACUUCAACCCUGAAUUAAUAUUUAAACACUUUCAAGUAAGUAGAUUUUGCUUUGGGGGUUUUUUUGCACGUCAGUGGCUUUUAAAGGCAGUUGUUAAAGCCGUGUUUCCACAACUGAAAGAUCACUGCCAUUUUCACACUAGUGGAAUGAAGCAGAUGAGCAAACUACCUCUCCAACUGCGAAAUGUUUUGGGGUUGCUGCAGGUGGAAUUUGAGGGUUUGGGUGGGACAGACACAAGUGCUUCUGUGAUGGCUCCAGGCAAUGGUUCCGUGCAUGUUAAUACCAUUGAGCGGUAAUAGAAUGAUUGUCCUCUUUUAAGUGGAAGACUAAAUGCAGUCUGAUUACAUCAUGCUAUGAUGGGAAUGGGAGCCUGUGUUAUGUGGCCUGAUUACAUCAUAUUGUGGUGGAACGGAAGCCACAGCUGGAUCUGCUGUGAUUUUGUUUUCAUCUUGUCUUUAAGACACCAAUAGAGAAAAGAGGGGUUGAAAGGCAGAAGACUCAAAUCUGGUAGAGUAGUUCAGAAGAUUGCCAUUUUAAUGGAUGAGGUUUGGGUCCACCCAUUUAAAUCUUUCAUCUCUGGUCAAUCUCUUUUUGUCCUCUUCUGCAUUCUAAAACCUGGACCCAUUAUGAGAAAACAUCAGAACCAGCCCUAACUCUGUGUUGCCCAGAACUGCCAUUUUAGUGGAAAAGUGACUUCUUUGCUAAUAUUAUUUAACAUUUUAAAAAGUAUUUAGAUCUCCACUUUCACUUUUUAUACAACGUAAGCAUUCUGGGUCCUGUCAAAUUUGAGUUCCAGUCAGAGAGCGGACUCAUGGAAAUUAAUGGAGCUUUCACUUAGUGAUGACGAAAAGGUGCUCUAUGCAAACUCAGGUGUUAAUUAUUUAAUUUCUGUCUGAUUAAAGAAAGGGAAGAAAAUAUGUUUUCAGUGCGAUGUGGACUUAACUCGUGCAUUUAAUUCAUAAGCCAGGGGUCUGAUCUCCCAAGACCCCACUGUUUUCUGGUGGCAGUGGCAAAAAAAUCAAAAAGUAGACAGGGCGCAGGACUGGACAUUGUGCUUUUACUCCUAUCAGAUUGAUUGUGUGGUAAGCAAAGAGUGAAUGAGGCCGUCGGUCUGAAAGGUUAGAUGAUUUAAAGCAAAUUGAGAUUUCUUCUAAUUAAAGCAGGGGUCAGCAACCUUUUUCAGCCGUGGGCCAGUCCACCAUCCCUCAGGCCAUGUGGUGGGCCGGACUAUAUUUUAAUAAUAAUAAUAAUAAAUGAACGAAUUUCUAUGCCCCACAAAUAACCCAGAGAUGCAUUUUAGAGAAAAGCACACAUUCUACUCAUGUAAAAACACCAGGCAGGCCCCACAAACAACCCAGAGAUGCAAUUUAAAUAAAAGGACACAUUCUACUCAUGUAAAAACACGCUGAUUCCCGGACUGUCCGCAGGCCGGAUUGAGAAGGCAGUUGGGCCGAAUCCGGCCCCCGGGCCUUAGGUUGCCUACCCCUGAAUUAAAGCAAUGAGGCAUUUCCUGAGAGCAUACAGGUAACUAACAUCUGCUCCCUCAUCUGUUUUGCAGGUAUGGAGGCUCGUAACGAACUACCUUUUCUUCGGACCAGUUGGAUUUAAUUUUUUAUUUAAUAUGAUAUUUUUGUAUCCUUUGUUUGAAUGGCCUAAAAUUCCUCGGAGCGCAAAAAUAAUUAUCGAAGGUUUGUAAGAGCCUCUCUGGGAAGGCAUCAAUACAAAGUUGGCAGGAGCUGCUUCUCUCAAGUUCAGCCUUUAGCAAUGACCAGUUCAUUCAAGGGCUGCUUGGUCUUUGGCUUAUAGUGGAAAGAUUUGCGCUGGCUUCACAGUUACAUAGCCCACCUUGUAUAGGCUGGUUUUAAAAUAUUUUUUGACACUGAUCCCAGUGCCCCAUCUUUGGGUAUGACUGCCAAGGGAGGAGGCAUUUUGGGUGUUGGCACCCAACUUUUGAACACCCAGUGGAGGCAGGAACAUUGCACUAGGUGAAAAUAUUUCUUCACACUCUACCUCAAGACAUUCCAUGGGAUUAGAGUAGUUACAGUAGUAACUGCAGUAGUUACAGACACAUAAAUUGUAGCUCAUCCGUGAUGUUUUCGUUACUAAUAUUUCUAAUGGUAUGUUUGGUAAGCUGCAUGAGGUGUAUGAAACGAGAGGGAAAGCAAUGUUUUGAAUAAAUAUAUUUGUAGUCCUUCGAAGCGGAUGAACUUUGGUACAGUAGUCCUAUUGCUAAAUAUAAAUAACCACUACAGGGACAGAACCCUGAAAUGAAAAUAUGUUGGCUAUUAUCUGAUUGUGAUCUGCUUGUCACAUACAAAACAGUCCUAUUUACUAAAGCCGUUAAAAGUUUUAAUGCUAGCUAUAUAAAAGACAAUAUUGUAGACUGCACAGGUGAUUCACUAAUUUGACUUACUGUAAAUGGAUGUAUAUCUCUGGAUUUCUUUUAUCAGGUUUUAAUUGACUUGCUGGACCUGUAAUUGAAUUUGUAAUGGCUUUUUAAAAGAUAAAGGGACCCUUGACCAUUAGGUCCAGUCGUGACUGACUCUGGGGUUGUGGCGCUCAUCUCGCUUUAUUGGUCGAGGGAGCUGGCGUACAGCUUCUGGGUCAUGUGGCCAGCAUGACUAAGCCGCUUCUGGCGAACCAGAGCAGCACACGGAAAUGCUGUUUACCUUUCCGCCGGAGCGGUACCUAUUUAUCUACUUGCACUUUGACAUGCUUUCGAACUGCUAGGUUGGCAGGAGCAGGGACCGAGCAACGGGAGCUCACCCUGUCGCGGGGAUUCAAACCGCCGACCUUCUGAUCGGCAAGUCCUAGGCUCUGUGGGUUAACCCACAGCGCCACCCACAUCCCUAUUGGCUUUUAGUCAGACACAAUAAAUGAUUGAUUGACUGACUAAACAUAAAUGCAUAUUCUUUAGAAAGUCCUGUGCUUAGAUGAAGGCCAUGGCUACAAAAACAAACUGUACAAAUUUGGAUAAAGGUCAGGAUUCCUCUGUUGCAAGACUCACAUUGAGAUCAGCUGGUUUUUUACUGAGUUUUGUCACACCUUUAUGUGGGUUUGGGUAUUGUGUUCUUUCUGCAGAAAAGCAACUUGUGAAUUUAUUGGUAAAAGGAAACCUUGUUGGCUGAAAUGCAGCCACUUUGGACAGGAAACUCCCUCUCCCCUCCUUCAUUUUAAUGCUGGUUGCUACUGAGUUCUGGGAAACGUGAGAUGGCCCUUGCCAUAGUAAGUUGGUAGGGUUGCCCUGGCAACCAUAUCACUUGGCUAGAUGAGGAAUGAGGCAGGUUGAAAGACUGAUCCUUGCUAAGAUUCCAUAGAGUUAUCUUCAUUUUAGCAGACGCCCCUGAUGUAUGAGUUAUGGAGCCUAGCCUGUCCAUUUGCUUCACUUCUGUUAAGAAUGUUGGCACAUUUCGUGGCCGCUUGGUAUGAAAUCAGACUGCAUAUGCCCCUCUUUGCUGGCUUCAAAUCCUUUUUUCCCCACCCACCUACCCAAAUCCCGUCUGAUACCCAGAGACUGGUUUCAGGAACUCUUUGAAACUCAAAUGCAGAAUGUAUCCCCCCCCCCAAUUUUUUAUUAAUUUCCCCAAUCUAUAACAAACAUAUCAACAAACAUAAAAAAAUCAGAAAACAAACAAACAUACAUACAUACAUGCUCUGUAAUAAUUCCACUUUUGUUGACAUUGUUGGGUGACUUCAUCAAAUCCCCCUGGCUGAGUUUCCAUAUAUAUCAUUGUUGCAGUUUUCCAAAACUAUUUUCACAUAUAAUUUACUUAGUCCAUUAACAUCUUUCUUUCAUUUCAUUUUAGCUUUUAACAUAGUAUUCUACAGCAUCACAUGUUUUAAUCCUAGGCCUAUCUGAUACUCGCAAGUAAUUCUAUGUAAGUGCAGAAUGUAUUUUUCAUUUCCCUGCAAAGGUAAAAAUGGUAAAUGCCUGCCUGUUAUCGAGUGUUUUUCCUGACCUUAAUAACUUCAGAUACCGCUACUGCCGAAUGCUUGAGGAAGGAUCAUUCCGGGGCCGCACAGCGGACUUUGUAUUUAUGUUCCUUUUUGGUGGACUAUUAAUGACUGUAUCCUUUUUGGUGUUGAGAUAAAGAUACUGUGAGACUGAAAAGAGCUGUAUAAAUCAUUAUAGCAAAGUGGUUCUCCAGUGUUGCAUCAAUCCUUUUAGGGUAGGUUAAGCUGCGUAUGGAUAACAGGCCCAGGUGGACUUUGUGGCUCGAGUGGUGACCAAGACCUGGAGCUCCCUGGUCCCAGUGAAGCGUUCCCCAACAUGGUGCCCUCCAGAUGUUUAGGAUUCCAACAUCCAUCACCCCCAAGCAGCAGGGUCUGUGCUCCUGGAUGGUGGAUGUAGUGUGGUGUAAAUUAGAUUGUUGGACUAUGACUUGGGAGACCAGGAUUCAAAUCCCCACUGAGCCAUGAAGUUCACUGGUGACCUUGGGCCAGUCACCAUUUCUCAGCCUAACCUACCUCACAGGGUUGUUGUGAGGGUGAAAUGGGGAGAACCACAUGCACCACCUCCGAGCUCUUUGGAAGAAAAAGGUGGUAUAUAAAUAAUAACCCAAAAUGUCUAGAGAGCACUAGAUUUCAGAAGGCUGCUCUGUGCAAACACGCUAAUCAGAACGGAAGCAGUAGCUCCAAACCAUGUUUUCCCUGUUGUAUGUUUGGAAGCUCAAACUGUAGUGGGGAUUCUAAACAAUGGCUAGCACAAACCAUAGCUUGGCAUGAUAUUUUAACUUUUUGUUUCGGCUUUUGUGACGGGCAGAAAAGGAAGUUGAUAAAUCUUGUUUAUUCAUCGGCUUAUUGGGGGGGGUAAGGUUUGGAUUUUUUAAAAGAAAGAACUGAACAAGAAGCACAUCCUUCAGUAUUGCACCAUUGGUCUUCCUGCUGUUUGUUUUUAAAUGGUUAUGUUUUCUUGACAUGGGUGCAGCCGCUCUUUCUUUAACCACUCCUCCACCAGCUUUUUGGCUUGUUCGUCAACUUGGUCUUCCUAGGACAGGCGUUUACGAUCAUGUUGGUUUACGUCUGGAGUCGCAGGAACCCUUUCGUCCGCAUGAACUUCUUUGGGCUUCUCAUCUUCCAGGCUCCCUUUCUCCCCUGGGUCCUCAUGGGAUUUUCACUCUUACUGGGAAACUCUAUUAUUGUUGACCUUCUAGGUAAUGAGAUAAUGGUCAUUCAAUCAGUAUUAUUAUUAUUAUUAUUAUUAUUAUUAUUAUUAUUAUUAUUUUAUUAACAACCAUCCCUUCACUCUAAGGUCAUGGAACUUUGGUGAAAGUCUUGCCUUUUUAAAAUAAAUAAAAUGUGUUUAUUGAGUUUCUAGAAACAGCAGCAUACAGGCAAUAAGCCAAGAUUGAGGACUGUGUGGAGCACAUUUAGAAGGUUCUGAAUAUUUCCCCUUGACUUUAGGUAUUGCUGUUGGUCAUAUAUAUUUCUUCUUGGAAGAUGUCUUUCCAAAUCAGCCUGGGGGAGGAAGGCUUUUGAAAACACCAUCAAUUCUGUAAGUGUCUUGUUGUGUAGUGUUGGGUUAUUAUUAUUAUUGGGUGGGGGUGGGGAGAAACUGUCCCAAAACCAGAGCAGACAGGGAAUUCUAAAACUAGGGUGUCACCAGGAGAGAUGGGAUCUGAUUGGCAGAGAUGCCUAGACCUAUCUCUCAUCUUUUAGUAUUGUUGCCUUUGUUUCCGGGACCAUGAAGGCUAAACACCUGUCUUUUGAAAAAGCUGAAAUUCUACCAAAGUCUACCUGACCGCAUACAAGAGCUAGAUGAAACCUCCUACACUGAAGGCAGUAUAUUUCACUGAUAGAGCGGAUGCCUUGCAUGGAGAAAUUCUCAGGCACCAUCCCCUAGCUCAAAGGAUCCGUUAGCAGGUGCUGAGAAAGAUCUGUAUGAAACCCUGGAGAUGUGUUGCCGGUCAGAGUAGACAAUAAUGGGCUAGAUGGACCAGUGGUUUGACUCUGGAUAAGGCAACCACAUAUGUAUCGUAUUUUUCGCUCUAUAAGACGCACCAGACCACAAGACGCACCUAGUUUUUAGAGGAGGAAAACAAGGGAAAAAAUAUUCUGAAUCUCAGAAGCCAGAAUAGCAAGAGGGAUCGCUGCGCAGUGAAAGCAGCAAUCCCUCUUGCUGUUCUGGUUUCUGGAAUAGCUGCGCAGCCUGCAUUCGCUCCAUAAGACGCACACACAUUUCCCCUUACUUUUUAGGAGGGGAAAGUGAGUCUUAUAGAGCAAAAAAUAUGGUAAUUGCAAAGCUCUAGAUGCCAAGGGCUGCUGCCAGGUCAAACUUCAUGCUUUUGAGUGUAAUCUCAAACGGAUGAGAGAAGCCAAGUUGUCACAAUCAUACCACAUCUCCGCAGAAGCAGUGAUCUAGUUCAUAACCAGAGAGGAGAAAAUAAGCUGUACCAACCCAUGUUCUUUUCAAACAAGGGUUUUUAAUUCAUGUUCAAGAAAAUUGCACCGGAUGUGGUGCAUAAUACACAAGACAUACAACAAUCAAGUAGCAGCAGCACAUCAGUGUUAAUUCCAUAAUGAUAUUCCAGUGAAUAACAAUUCAGACAAGCAGAGUGCCAAAGCAGUAUUCCUGAUAUUCUGGCCUAGAAAGGGAUGGCUCUUCUUUUGGACAAAAUUUGACCCACCACACUUGCCAACCGCAGAGUGAAGGGUUCACAUGGGCAGUGGGCCACAGUAGGGUUGGGGGGGGGGGCUGGCUCCUUUCUUAUAAUAGCCCUCAUGGCAAAAGUAGUUGCCAACCAGGUUACAGAGAGCUUUCUGUACUUGAUGACAUGUGAACUUAAAAUUUAUUAUUAUUAUUUUGCUUUAACAGGAAAGCCAUAUUUGAUACACCUGAAGAGGAUCCCAAUUACAACCCUCUGCCUGAAGAACGGCCUGGAGGCUUUGCCUGGGGGGAAGGCCAGCGCUUGGGAGGCUGAACAGAAGUCAGACUGACAGAUGUCCUAGACACAGGGACCUUUCCAGAGACACUGGCCUGGAGAACUUUCCCGGAGAUUUAUUUGCUCUCUUGUGGAUAAAGGAAGUUUCAAUAGCUUUACUAGUCUGAACAAUAUGAUGCACUUUUUUCUUUUUUUAAGGAAGGGGUUGGUGGGAAGGUGCUCUAAUCAAAAGACCUUUUCCAGGAAAUUGACAGUAACUGCAAACCCUCGCCGGGGCUUUAGUUGCAUUCCUGGGUUCAGGUGUGGAUAAUCUACUCCAAGCCAAGACAAACUGGAAGUGGAACAUUCACAACUCAUUUAAUGAGAUCAUCAGUUCUUGUGUAAAAACAAAAUAUAUUUCUAAGGCAUUCUCCAUCCCCAUUUAUUUGAUACAGAGACUGGAGAACUUCAAAAGAUGAUUAAAACUUUUUGACUUUAGUUUUUCAUUUGUGCUUGAUUACAUUUCAAACAACUGAUGUCACUUUGAUUUUUGGCUGUGGCAAAAAAUGCUCCUGAAACAAACCAGCAAAGAGGAGUUGGUUUCUGUCUUCACAGACUUGGGAGGAUCCUAUAGGUAAAGUAACACUCAGAAGCUUUAGUGCUUUACGGAACUUGGCCUGCUGUCAUGCCUGUGAUGUGAGGCUUAUUCCGGGCAGGGAUUGGCAUAUUGAAUAAUUAACAUUGUGUGUACGUAUUGGGUAAAAUGUGGAAUUUGGACCCAGAAGCUGAACACAUUUUGGCUUCAGUUUAUCUUAAAAGAGAACGUUUCUACUUUGUUGUGCUGGUAGUGGGAGGGAAACUUGUAUGCUGUUGCUAUACACAGAUGCUCUGAAGGAAUAGAUAUUUUUCUGCAGGUGAGUGCUGUCCUCAGGGACACAGUUAUUUACAUCUGAAUUUAAGCAGGAUCAGGAUCACAAGCUAGUGCAGAUGCUGAAGUUAUCUUUGACUUAACAGCACAAUUCUAACCAUGUCUGCUCAGAAGAAAAUCCUAUUGAAUUCAGUGGGGCUU